This is a messenger RNA of Cyprinus carpio (common carp), 1585 nucleotides long. Its product is annotated as immunoglobulin superfamily member 3-like. The record is from RefSeq and is a predicted model, not a curated record. The transcript has 5 exons. Gene Ontology annotation, biological process: response to bacterium. Bases 130 to 1068 code for a protein of 312 amino acids. Lineage: Eukaryota; Metazoa; Chordata; Actinopteri; Cypriniformes; Cyprinidae.
UCAUGAUAUAUUUAAUUAUUUUGUUCUCCUCAACAAUAGGUAACGUUUACCUAACAACUAAUUAUUAUUAUUAUUAUUUUUUUUUUCAGUGCAGCAGAACUUUGUAUAUUAAUUACUAUAUAACACUAAAUGUACCUUCUUCAUUUUGCAGUCUGCUCCUCUGAUGCUGAUGUUGUUCAGGAGGAUAAUUUAAAAAUUGUUCAAGCCAGAGAAGAUGUGAACCUCACUUGCACCUUUUCAAAGCUUCUGCAACCGACAACAGCAUGGUUUAAACAGACAGCUGAUAGAAAAAACGUACAAAUUGUAUCUUUAUAUUUAAAUCAACAACCCAGUUGGAAUGAGGACUUUGAUGAAACAAAUCGUUUUAAUGUUAUUAAAGGAGAUGAUCAUUUUAAUCUGACCAUUUUAAAGACAAAACCUUCAGACUCAGCAACAUAUUACUGUGUAGUUUCAUCAUAUUACACCGUUGGAAUGGGUGCAGGAACCAGAUUACUUGUCAAAGAUGCAGCUAUGGACAGACACCUAACUCUUCAGCAGUCUUCGAUAGACACGCUUCAUCCUGGGGAUUCUGUGAGUUUGCAGUGCAGCAUCUUCACUGAGAGCUGUGCAGGAGAACACAGUGUCUACUGGUUCAGGCAAAGCUUGGGAGAAUCUCAAGGAAUACUUUACACAAAAGGAGAGAGAAAUGGUCAGUGUGAGAACAGCACUGAGUCUCAAACACAGAGCUGUGUCUACAAUCUCUUCAAGAGCAACAUCAGUCACUCUGAUGCUGGGAUUUACUACUGUGCUGUGGCCGCGUGUGGAGAGAUACUGUUUGGAAAAGGAACUGAACUAAAUUUUAGAGAGAGUGUCAAUGUGAAUCCAAUCCUGCUUGUUCUUGGAGUUUUAAACAUCAUAUUUUUGACUUUACCUGUUUUUCUGGCCAUAAAACGAUGUCAGGAUCCAAAUAAAAAGUGUCAAGGUGAGGAAAUUCUGAGUUAUGCAGCACAUAGUUCUUUCAUGGCAAAUGAACCCAAAGUGAAGAUUACUGAAGAACACUCUCUUGUGACAUACAGCAUGUAUACUUAAAAAAAAUGUACAUACCAGAUUUGCAGCAAUUAAUGUUACAUUGUCUUUUUAAUAUACUCUGUAAUAUGUAAUUUCAUUUUUAACAUGUUAUUAGAGUUUUACAUAUACCUGGCUGCAUGUAGACAUGGCCAUCUAUCCAGAACAGAAAUCCAUCCGCAGAUGCUUGUUGGUAUGUUUAACUCUGUUUACUUGCAUUAUAUUGGGGUUUUGACAAUUGAUUGUAUCUGAAAUCAGAUGAUUUGUCUCAAAGAACUUGCCACACAUUCCUUUUUAUACUCUCAGUAGAAAUGUAGGACAUGAUGUGUAAUUUACAAUGUAAUUUUGCAUAAAUGGUGUUAUACAAUAAUGCAUGAUCUGUGAUAUCUACAUAAAUGUUUUUAGUUUCUGUAAAUAGGCAAACAUGAAGUCUGCUUUAUACAUUAUUGUUUCUGUAUCUUUUAUCCAUUGUCUUUUUCUUUUUACACUUAAUGCACAUUCAGUGUCAAUGACAAUUUCACACAGCCAUCCAAACAGACUU